UUUAGCACAUUUUCAGCGAGAAAAGAAUGUGAUGCACUGUGAGUAGGUAUUUGUUUGUGUAGACGAUGAGGCUGCCAUGUUGAUGGCCUCACAUACUUGGAGGUCCCACCAACAAUGAGCGACUUGUUCGAUGCCUGCCUUGACUUGGAAUCAACUCAUAUUGAAGAAGGCUACGAAGAGGGCAAGAAGGAUGGGAAAGCGGCAGGACUCAAGGAGGGAAGAGAGUUAGGCGAGCUGAAGGGCUGUGAAAUCGGCUCAGAAGUGGGCUUCUAUGCGGGAUUCUGUGAGGCAUUGAGGGAACUCCACAAAGAGCAGCCAGCUCUACUAGACAAGGCGGAGAAGCAGGUAACGAGUAUGGAGGAAUUGACCAAGAACUUUCCCUUGAAUGAUCCCAAGGAUGAGAAAAUGCAGGACAUGAUGGUUGAGCUCAGAGGAAAAUUCAAAACAGUCUGCGCCAAACUCGGAUUGUCAGAAAGAUUGCAGAUUGCGCAAGCCCCCGAGCAGACCACCGUGAAGUCCUCCCUAGACUUCUAGGAGCAAAGUUUUUGCGAUUGAGAAGUUCCUUAUAUAAGGAGGAUUUUACACAAUCUGUCCGCUGUAAACACUACUGAUG
Coccomyxa subellipsoidea C-169 is the source of this 613-nucleotide messenger RNA. Its product is annotated as DUF1715-domain-containing protein. The transcript is spliced from 4 exons. The record is from RefSeq and is a predicted model, not a curated record. Lineage: Eukaryota; Viridiplantae; Chlorophyta; Trebouxiophyceae; Coccomyxaceae. The coding region runs from base 115 to 534 and encodes 139 amino acids.